Messenger RNA from Rhizopus microsporus ATCC 52813, 884 nucleotides. RefSeq lists its product as uncharacterized. Lineage: Eukaryota; Fungi; Mucoromycota; Mucoromycetes; Mucorales; Rhizopodaceae. The transcript has a single exon. The record is from RefSeq and is a predicted model, not a curated record. Bases 236 to 763 code for a protein of 175 amino acids.
GGAAUUUUUAUUUGCAUUCAUUGUUAUAAAAGUAAAGGGUGGCUCGGAAAGCCAUUAAGUACACUAGUAGGCUGGGAAAGGAGGAUUGGUUUAGGCACACACAAAAAACCCAAUUGAAGGUGGAACGACUUGAUGUCCCAACUGAGUGCCAAAAUUACUCUGAAUCAUCCCAUAAAGCCUGGGUAAAUGGGUCCACUAAAUGAUGAGUUUAAAAUGAAGAGUUGCAUAAAACUAAAUGACGUAUAAAAGGUCUUUAGAAUCCUUUUCUUUUUUUUUUUUCUCUAUUCUAAUUUUAUAUCUUAUGGACCACCAAGACAUUCCUCAACAUAUUCCUGUGCAAACAGCUGUUGUUCCAGAACAGAAGCCAUACCAACAAAAACACAUCAUCCGCACUCCUUCUAUUUCUCCUCCUCCUCCUCCAAAGAGCGAGCGAAGAAUUUCUCAGCACAGCUUAUCACCUGAAAAAUUAGGUGUUGUGGGCUAUGUGAAAGAUGUGGCAGGGUUUGUUAAAGACGUUGUGCAAGAUCGAAAAGAAAAGAAAAAUCACAAGGAGACGGGUGAAAAGCUAAUAGAAGGACACGAAGAAGACAGGAAAGCUCCUAGAAGUCCAAGUCCGGAGCCAGCUCAACAACAACAACACAAAUCUACUCCACUAGCCGAAGCUGUAACUGGCUUAUUCCCUAUUGAUCACGGAUGCAUUCACGCAGAUGAUCUUCGACAGCAAAUGAUGCAAGUGAACGAACAGGAACGUAAGCUUUUAUAACUUUCUUUGCUUUCGUUUAUUGGCAUCUUCAGCUAUUUCCUUUGCUGUCUCGGAGAUAACCUCAUACUGUUUGUGUAUAAUAAAGAGUUAAUAAUAAAGCAUAACCUUUCUCAAUUUCUUA